AUGUUCAAGAUCGGUUUCCUUAUUUCAUUGUUGUUUAUUUUACAAGCGGCUUAUGCUUUACCAUUGACUGAAGCUUUGUUCAAGCAAAACAAAAUAUUAAAAAGAGCCACAUGUGCUGAUGAUUAUUCGGUUAAAAAUCUUCCUGGUUUAGAUAAGAUGGAUCCAAAGUUUGUUCCAGAAAUGCAUGCUGGUUACAUACAAGCUGAAGAAAAUGUUGAUGAAGAUUACUUCUUCUGGAAAUUCUCUAAAAAUCAAACCGAGUCUGCUUCCAGUGACAGGUUAAUCUUGUGGUUUAAUGGUGGACCUGGUUGCUCUUCGAUGGCGGGUGCUUUGGCUGAAAAUGGUCCGCUUACUCUCAAUGAUAAUGAUGAAGUUGUUUAUAGUCCAGGCACCUGGAUAGAAGAAGGUGACUUGGUUUUCAUUGAUCAACCGGGUGGUGUUGGUUUCAGUGACUCCAAUGAUUAUUCCUCAGAAUUGAAAGAUAUUGCCGCCAACAUGAUGACCUUCUUGAAGAACUACUUUGAAGUUUUCCCAGAAGAUAAGGCCAAAGACCUCUAUUUGAGUGGUGAAAGCUAUGCUGGACAGUAUAUUCCAUACUUCGGAGCCAAGAUUCUAGCUGAAGAGACUGAUAUCAAUCUCAAGGGUUUGCUUAUUUUUAACGGGUAUAUUUAUCCUGAUGUUCAACAAUCUGCUUUGUUUGAAUUUGGAGUGGAGAAUAACAUUAUCAGUCAAAGUGAUGCUGAUGAAGCUCAGGAUGAAAUCCAAGAAUGUAUUCAAACUUACGAAUCUAAUCAACAAUUAUGGGCGAGCGUUAUUAAGGAAAUUGAAGCUAACGGUGAAUAUGAAGGCGAAAAUGAUUUCGAAACUGAUGAUAACAAGGUGGAAUCUUACGAAUGCAUUCAACUUUUAAAUGAGUUUCUCCUUGCCACUUACGAUACAAGUAAACCAGAAGACGAGCUAUGCAUAAAUGUUUAUGAUUUCAGAUUGAGAGAUUCUUCUUUAUGUGGUUCAAAUAGCUUUCCACCAAACCAUCAACAAAUUAAUGAUUUUCUUAAUCUGGCAACCAUAGAUGAAGCUUUAAACCUUAAAACUGCCAAGAACUGGUCCGAUUGUGAUUCUGGUACGGUCGGUGAAAACUUGGUUAACUAUUAUUCAUACCCUGCAUUUUUCAAAUUGCCAUAUAUUUUGUCUAAAAUUCCUAUCUUGAUUGCUGCUGGCGAAAAUGAUAUUAUUUGUAAUAUCAAGGGUUUGGAAAAAAUGGUCAGUGUAUUAACUUGGGGUGACAAAUUGAGUCCAGGCUUCAGCAGUGAUAUUGAAUAUGCCAACUACGGUGUUGAUGGUACUACAUAUGGUACGGUCAAACAAGAAGGCAACUUGAUGUUUGCUGGCAUUUCCAACGCUUCUCAUAUGGCACCAUAUUCUCAGCCAAUUGGAUCUAGAGCUCUAAUUGACAUCUUUUUCGGUGAUUUCAUUAAAAAUGGCAGCAAUUACGUUGCUCCAUCUCAUGGUGACUUCUGA
This is a messenger RNA of Saccharomycopsis crataegensis, 1518 nucleotides long. RefSeq lists its product as uncharacterized. Bases 1 to 1518 code for a protein of 505 amino acids. The transcript has a single exon. Lineage: Eukaryota; Fungi; Ascomycota; Saccharomycetes; Ascoideales; Saccharomycopsidaceae. Gene Ontology annotation, cellular component: trans-Golgi network. The record is from RefSeq and is a predicted model, not a curated record. Gene Ontology annotation, biological process: apoptotic process; proteolysis. Gene Ontology annotation, molecular function: serine-type carboxypeptidase activity.